AUGAGUAUUGGUAGAACAGUUUACAAUGCUUUAUUUCGGCGAACUUCAACCUUUGCUGUAACCAUUUUUGUUGGAGCAUUUGCAUUUGAGAGAAUCUUUGAUGUUGGAAUGGAUAACUUAUGGGAAACUAUGAACCGAGGGGUGAGCUGACUCAAUAUUUGGUUUUAACAGAUAGUCAGUUUGUUUACGUACUGAACGUAAAUUUGUGAGGUAGAGAUAUAAAGCUUGUACUUUACUGCUAGUAAUGUGAUCGUAAUGAGAAAUACAUUUAGUUAUUAACUAUGCGAGUUAGGUUAUUUGAUAUGAAAUUACACAAGAUCAAACGAUACUUGAUAAAUUAAUAUCAGAAGGAAAUAUUAAAUGUACUAUUUGAUGAAAUUUUAAGUUGUAUGUUAAAUAACUCAGUUAGGUUUUAGUGUAUCGUUACUACUCAGAAUUUAAUCAGAAAUCAUUGAAACCAAUCCAUUAGUCGCAGUGGGUAACUGCAUGCAGAGCAACCGCAGAAUACCCAGCCACUCAUUUACAUGUCAUUGAAUAAGAAUAGUGUCUAUUGUGUUAUGCCUUGAUCUUCAAAGCCUCCAAACACAUGUAAGUGAGGUGGACCAAAGUGAGCAGCAUUCUGCAGUUUAGCCCUGCAUGCAGUAUACUCAGAUAGUUGACUACAUUACUCAAAAGCAUUUGAGUGUACUGGAAGCAAUACUACAUGCCAUACAGAAUUCUUAGUUUAUGAUAACUUGAUUUAAGGGAUAAAAAGGUGUUCUAGGUAUUAUAAGGACAAGAAAUUCAGGUACUUUAUGGUGUCUAUAUAGCAUGUACUUCUUCAUGUAGAAUGCAGUCAGUUUAGUCACUUCAUGUCAGAUUGUUCUGAAAAGGGAUUUAAUGGUUCCACAGAAAUAGGUCAUUCCACAAAUAUAACAGUUGCAAUAAGUAAGAAAGAUACACAGACCAAGAUUAUUAUCUCACAGAAACUAUUAGGGAAGGAGUCUAUACUUAAUGCCAAACUAACUGCCUUCUUUUGUAGAAAUAUCAGAUAAAAAAGUGACUAUAAACCAUAGGAAAUAAUUAGGUAAAUCACCCUAGAUGCAGCAUAGUAAUUUGCCUCUUACAAAAUCUUAUAACCUUCCUGUCUGAAUAGAAAGGUACCUUUCACGUUUUCUUUCUAGCUCUGAUUCUAGGUAAACAAAAAUCUUGUGAAUGCAUCAUUGAUUUGUAUUUAUUUGUGCAAAAAACACCCAUAUCUUUUGCCUUCUUUUAUCACCAGAAAUUGUGGAAUCACGUCAAGCACCGAUAUGUCAAAAAUGCUGAAGAUGAUGAUGAAUGA
This is a messenger RNA of Pocillopora meandrina, 1321 nucleotides long. The record is from the annotation of a GenBank genome assembly. NCBI's taxonomy places the organism in Eukaryota, Metazoa, Cnidaria, Anthozoa, Scleractinia, Pocilloporidae.